Messenger RNA from Fulmarus glacialis (Northern fulmar), 2011 nucleotides. Its product is annotated as lysine-specific demethylase 3A-like. NCBI's taxonomy places the organism in Eukaryota, Metazoa, Chordata, Aves, Procellariiformes, Procellariidae. The transcript has 11 exons. The record is from RefSeq and is a predicted model, not a curated record. The coding region runs from base 23 to 2011 and encodes 662 amino acids.
GGAGGCCUCCCGAUGAGUUAAAAUGGUGCUGAGGCUCGAGGGGAGCUGGUCGCUGCUCGUGGGCAAGAGGUUCCUCAGCCUGUCGGAGGAAGACGACAGGUCGUGGGACACCAGUCGCAUCUCGGAAUGGCCGUGGAAGUCAGGCAGGAUCCGAGCAGUUUCACACACGGACAUAUCCAAACAAGACCUGAAGAUUUGUGUAGAAUUUGAUGAUGAGUCAUGGGAAAAAAGAAGAUGGAUAGAAGUCUACAGCCAUAAAAUGAAAGCAUUCCUGGUGGAGCAAAAGCUGGUACUGGCUGAAAGAAAAUCUCAAGCCAAUUCUAUGUCUCCUGUCCAGUGGCCUGCAAUGACUUACAAAUCCUUAGUGGACAAAGCUGGUUUGGGAUCAAUGGUUUCAGUACGCUAUCUUGGUGAAGAGAGAUGUGUUUUUCUUUCUAAAGACCUUUUGACACCUAUUCAGGAUGUGGACAGUUCCAGGCUUCCUCUUAAGGAUGAUCAAAGUGUUAGUGAAGAAAUUCAGGCUUUGGUUAAGAAACACCUAGAUGAAACACGCUUGGUGCAAGGUGGAAAAAAUAUAAUUGGUUCAAAAAUUAGAAUUUAUAGCCUGGAUCCAUCUACUCAGUGGUUCACAGCAGUUGUUGUCAAUGGUAAUCCAGCUACGAGAACUCUAGAAGUCAACUGUCAGGAGAUUCCAGCUUUAAAAACUCUUGAUCCAGAGUUAAUUCAUGUUGAAAUCAUAUAUGACAACAAUGGAAAAUGUGAUAAAUCUAAAAGAAUUGGGGGCAUGAAAAGGAAGUCAUCUGAGAAUAGUGGAAGUGUUGAUGCUAAACACACAAAAUCUUCUCCUGAGGUUUCUCCCAGUCAGGGACAUGUGCAGUCAGUACCAACAGUGUUGGGUGAAGCAUUGCUAGGAUGUACUCCUGCUAAUAAAGACCAAAGGCAUCAAGGCCUGCCCCUGCCAGCUAACUCACCACCCAAUCUUGGUGCAGAAACUCCUCAGGGCACGUGUAGACGAAGCUUACCGGAAACUCAUCCUUCUUGUCUUAAUACUGGAAUUAAACCACUGAAGGAAGAUCUGACGGCCUUUCCUAAAGUGGGAUUUAUAUCUAAAGAGCAAACGCAAAAUCUUAAGGAUCAAAAUGGUAAAUAUACCUCUCUGACAACCUCAAGAUCUUCAUCUUUGACCAAUUCAGCUAAUGAAAAAGGAACCAACCUGAAAAAUACAAAUGAACCUCUUAUGAAGCCCACAACAAACUUUCCAAAAGAGUGCAUUUCUGUGAAACAGUUGCAACAUCUUAACUCUUCCAUAGCAAUACCCAGAGUCAGUAGCACUGUUGAACUGCAGCGGACUUUAGAUUGUAGACCCUCAACCUCAGAUGCUCAUCUUCUCUCUUUCACUGAGUCUGGAGUUAAAUCACAAAGCAAUUGCAAUAGCCAGAACAGCCACAAAGGAAACAAGAUUGAUGAACUUAUAGACAUGGAAUUUUUUGCUAGAAGAAAUUCAAAUGAGAUUCUUUAUGACAGAAAUGAAAAUGAAAGCUUUUGGACUGGAAGUGCCAAGGUCCAGGAUAAUAUAAUUGUUCGCAAGUCAAUUUUAGCAGAUGCUUCUAAAGUGAAGAAGCUGCAGCAAAGUGGAGAAGCAUUUGUACAGGAUGGUUCCUGCAAUAAUAUCGCACCUCACUUGCAUAAAUGCAGGGAAUGCCGUUUGGAUAGUUAUCGGAAGAACAAAGAGCAAAGAGACUCCACUGUCUUUUGUCGAUUCUUUCACUUUAGAAGGUUGCAGUUUAAUAAGCAUGGAGUACUGCGUGAGGAAGGUUUCUUAACUCCGAAUAAGUAUGACCCUGAGGCUAUUAGCUUGUGGCUACCUUUAUCAAAAAAUGUUGUGGGUCUAGAUCUCGACACAGCGAAGUAUAUCCUAGCCAACAUUGGAGAUCACUUUUGUCAGCUAGUGAUAUCUGAAAAGGAAGUUAUGUCUACGAUUGAACCACACAGUAAGAUCAAUUUGUAUUAA